Messenger RNA from Morone saxatilis (striped sea-bass), 5692 nucleotides. RefSeq names its product LON peptidase N-terminal domain and ring finger 2 (gene lonrf2). The record is from RefSeq and is a predicted model, not a curated record. Gene Ontology annotation, molecular function: protein binding. The coding region runs from base 949 to 3285 and encodes 778 amino acids. NCBI's taxonomy places the organism in Eukaryota, Metazoa, Chordata, Actinopteri, Moronidae. The transcript has 12 exons.
CCGAAGAAGAGCUACCUCUAGCUGCUGGAGCUAGCUGGCUAGCGACCAAGAUGGAGUAUCCGAGUAGCUGCUUUAUUUUUAUCGGGAGGGGUUCUCGUUUUUUAGGUACGACACCCGGGUUCGUUAAUAUUCGGGCUUUGGGACAUGUGGGUGAAAGAGUUCGUUUGUGGACGGGGCAGUAGCUCGCUGAACCCGCUGUAACGUUAGCUAGCUCCCGGGCUCUCUUACAUAAACACUGCCCCUCAGCUGCGGUUCACUUGAGCAAAGACGGACUUAUGGCUCCGGAGCUGAGACAUAUCAAAUGUAUCCUCGACUUCCACGUACUGUAAACUAUUUUAAAACCUAAACUUGGCCUGUGUUGGGUUUAUAGUGUGUCUUUAGGACGAGUUGGUGCGACAACGGCAGACCAAAUGGAAAUUAAGCUUCUUACUUGCUAAGCAUGGAGGACUUUACCCACCGGCUCUCGACCAAACAUAAAGAUACUGUAGAGUUGUUUUCGUGUUGUGAUGUUAUCUGGAAAGUUUCCAUUUGUAGCAGAAAGACGUUAUCAGACCGCCUCCUCGCUGUAAAGGGGGCGAGAGAGGGCUGACCAGCGGGACGCUUUGUAAAUAACACCGACCUGCUACCUCCAGGAAGCUACAGCCGCUGUUUGCGGGGAAACCACGUCUCUUGCUGGCGUUUGUGCGACUUCGACGCGGAUCGGCAGCGUCCUGUUUUAUUGGGGUUGAGGUCGUAUGACUUGGAAUGAGUCCUAACCUACUUCCAAUGGCCAGCAGUGAGAGUCGGGCACACUCGCAGGUUUGGUUUGACAGCAAGAGGUUAAAUGAUAGUUAUCCUAAUUUUCAGAGAUGAUUUGUAACCAGCGUGGGGAGUUAGGUCUGCUUUUGCCAGACUACCAGUGAACCCUUCCGCCGUCUAAGUGUCUGCUUUUUCAUUCGGAAGAAGAAGAUGGAGACGGGAGUGAGGUCUCACCAGGGCGAGCUGUUCGUCCACCCGCUCUCCAACCCUGGAGCUGCGGGCAUCUGCCCCGAAAUGCUGGAGGUGGCAGAGGAGGCCAGCCGGGCUGGGGACUUUAACCUGGCCGCGGAGAUCUACAGCUCCCAGCUCGCAGACCUCCAGCAGCCGGACAGGGGCUUGUGCCUCAGGAAGGCCGACUCUUUGGCCCGGGCCGGGCGGAUAUCUGAGGCGCUGGACUCGUACUGCAUAGCGGCCAGUCUGGGUAAACUGCGCCCGGAGGAGCUUCCCCUCCUGGUGGAAACCAUCGCCCGGACUCUCCGUGAUAAAGAGCUGGGCAUCCCCGGGACUUUAAACGGGCACGGUAAAAGCAGUGGCGGGGAAGAUGGGAUUGAAAGUGAUGGGGAGUGUGGAGAGGACGAAGCACUGGACUUGUUCUCCUGUCGCCUCUGCAAGUGUCUGCUCCAUGAGCCCACGACCGUGGAGUGCGGGCACACUUUCUGCAAACGCUGCUUAGAGGACGACUCUGUCAAAGACUGUAUACAAUGCAAACAGAAGUUGAACAAAAAAGACGGACUGCCGCACGGCCGGAGAUUAAACGUUGUUCUCAGCGGCCUGCUGGAUAAACUGUUCGCAACUGAGAGUAAAGCGAGGAGAUUGUGGAUCGAAGGAGAGGUUCUGUGGAAAACUCAGAGCCUCAGUGAUGCCUUGGAGAAGUACAGCGCUGCAGUGGAUCUAGUGCCCUCUUCAGGCAGACUGCUGUGUCAGCGGGCUGAGUUGCACAUGGAGAUGAGGAACUUCAGUCAGGCAGUGCAGGACGCCAACAGCCUCUGUAGGAUGAAACCGCUCUGGACAAAGGCUCACUGUCUGAAAGCCACGGCGCUGAGUAAAGCAGGCCGGAAUGACGAGGCCUUGCAGGAAUACUUCAUGUGUUUGGCGCUAAAGCCUGACUGGACCAAAGUAAAACUGGAGGCUCAGAAGGUCCUUAGCGAGCUGUUCUCCUCUGUGUUUGAGAACCAGGACCUUCCAACGCCGCUGCACCCACUGCAGGGGGGGUUGACCACCCGCCUCAUCAAACCCCCAGCCUUGCUCAGGUCCCUGAGGCCACUCACACAGAGGCCUGGCUCCUCCUCACAGGACUCAGAGUUCAGUGUGACUAAAAGCGCUCCAGUAGAUGACUCGUCCUCCAGACUGUCUGCUCCGUGUCCCAGUAAAUCAGACCCCGCUGCAGCGGAGGACAACACUAAGAGCCUUGCUGGCGUUCUGGCUGCUCUGCCCGCACCCCCUGGUGGCAUCAAGAGGAAACACAGCGGAGAUGGACCCUCAGCAAUCUUCAACCCUCCCUCCAAACUGCUCAGACCUGAUGAGGCGAGCAGCCUUCAGACGGCUACAGUGUGUGGAGGGAGGGUGGUUCCUGCUGAGCUGCUGGACAGUGGAGACAUGGAGUGUUCACUCUGCAUGAGAUUGUUCUAUGAGCCGGUGGCCACUCCCUGUGGUCACACCUUCUGCCUCAAAUGUCUGGAGCGCUGCCUGGACCACAACUCCAACUGCCCUCUGUGCAAGGAAAAUCUGUCUGAGUAUCUGGCCACCAGGGGCUACAACAAGACCCUGCUGAUGGAAGAAGUGCUGCAGCGUUACCUAGGAGACGAGCUGGCUGAGAGAAAGAAAAUCCACGAAGAGGAAAUGAAGGAGCUGUCCAACCUGAACCAGGAAGUACCCAUCUUUGUGUGCACCAUGGCCUUCCCCACCAUCCCCUGCCCACUGCAUGUGUUCGAGCCGCGCUACCGCCUCAUGAUCCGCCGCUCCAUGGAGACGGGCACUAAGCAGUUUGGCAUGUGCAUAGCCGAUGAGCUCAAAGGAUUUGCCGACUACGGCUGCAUGCUGCAGGUGCGGGAUGUGAAGUUUUUUCCUGACGGUCGUUCAGUGGUCGACACCAUUGGUGUGUCGCGGUUUAAGGUCCUCACCCAUGGCCAAAGAGACGGCUACAACACCGCCAAGAUAGAGUACCUGGAAGACAAGAAGGUGGAGGCGGAGGAGCUGGUGGAGCUUCUGAAGCUGCACGACUCUGUGUACGAGCAGGCCAACAGCUGGUUCACCUCCCUGAAAGACAACAUGAAGAGCCAGAUCCUCAGUCACUUCGGACACCUUCCCCGCAAAGACCCCGACCCACAGGCCAGUCCCAGUGGUCCGGCCUGGUGCUGGUGGCUGCUCGCUGUCCUUCCAUUGGAGAAUCGAGCCCAGCUCACCAUCCUGGCCAUGACCUCCCUCAAGGACCGCCUCAUUGCCAUCCGCAGGGUCCUCAUCUUCGUUACACGCAAGAGGCCGCGGUGAUUGCCCAGCCGCUCGGGGCGGACACACCAGAACCGCUCGGACUUCUAUGCAGUUCAGCCAUUCAUUCAUUCAUUUGUUUGGUCAUUCAUUUGGUCACUCAUUGACCUUUUCAUCGACUCAUGUAUACAUGUGUUCAAUCAUCCUUUUACUUGCCCACUCUUACAUCAGUUCAUUCUCUCAGAAGCUCAUGAGCUCCUUCCUGUGUCAUGCAGCCUGUCUGAGCACAUGCGUCAGGUCUGCUGAGAGCGUCAGGUGGGCCGGGAUGCUGGCGUGACGGUAAUCCUGGUUUCUCGUCUGUCUGUCCGUGUGCCAGCCACCCACCUCCACCUGCAUCUUGGAUAAAUGAAGCUACAACACAUCUCUGAACGAGUGACCUCUCACCUGCUGUUCUCUCUUGAGGCAGAGGUAAAAGCAGUCAGGCCAGCUGUUUCACUUCCGUUUAGGCCACCUCUGGGUAAUUAGCCUGACACUCUGUUAUGAAGGAACAAAAAAAAAAACUUGUUAUCGCAAGAGCAGUGUGAGCAAGAGGAAUGAAUCUUUUCCUACAUAUACUAAGCAGUAUUUUCACAUAAGCUAAAACGAAAGUUGGCCCCUCGCAUCCACAACUGUGAGUUGUACAAGUACAGUCAAAAUAAAAACUCACUCACUGAAAUAUGAAGCAAACACAGAAACGACACACCAAAGUGAAUGUACUGGUCUGGCUGUAGUAUGUGGAUGUGUUUCUCCCUUCUGCAUUUACAGAAUCCGCUCCGCGAGUUGCGCACUCAGCAGCUGCUUCACCCUGAAUCUUACUGACUGAGCCAAAAUUCAUGUGCAGAAACCUGGAGCUUUCUAUCUGUUGCCUCACCCGGCGGUGGGCCCGUACCUCAGACUGUCAGAUAGAAAGUAAUGGGCGCCAUGAGAGUCACUGCAUUGAGAUAGGAUUGUGAUUAUGCUAACACUAAUAAAAUCACAGACUACAAUGUGUGAGAACAAGUUCUACUCUACAAAAACAUGCUCCACUCGUCAUGAAAGAAGAUUUCAGUUCAAAUCUAAGUCGGGCAAUCGCACAAGUUCUAGUUGCAUUUUGGAAAAAUGCAGAUACAAAUGCAUCCUCCCAGACACAGCUGAUCUGGAACUGUAUGUCCUAUUGUAGCAUAUCUCUGGGACUUGAUACAGACGUAGUAAUUGGGGUUGAUUGUGUGUUUUCUUUUAGGUUUUUUUGUUCUUGUUUCACUCUCUCUGCUAUGCCCUUAAGUGUAUGUGUAUGGUGAAAUUUUAAGUUGGGUGAUUUUUAUGUAUAUCAAUGUAACUUGGAGGCCUUUGUAUGAUUUAUUUAAGGAACAUUUUACCCUCUCUCUCUCUCUGUUUCUCAGUACAUUUACAUGCACUCUAAUGCAAAUGCAGUGCUUUAAGUUGUCCCUAUUGUUUAAUUUUCUAAACAAACAAUCUAUAUUUAUAGUCAGCGUUUCUCAAUAAAACACAUUGUGUGUGUCCUUGAGGCCUGACUUUUUGAAUAGUUUUAUUAGCAAACAGAUUUUUGUAUAUUUUUGAACUGUUUCGUCUUUCCUCCCUGUCUUUACUGGCACAAUGCCGUGUCUCUUGGCGCUUAUUGUCACCAAAAAGCUCCAUAGCUCUACUUGUAAAGAUAAAAAUCCACAUGGUGCUUAAAAGAAGAUGAUGUUGCACAAUAAUAACCCAAAUCUUCCUGACAGUUGAAUUCAAGGUCCCAUGUGGAAUUUAAUGACCACUAGUAGCGCUGUAGAGCAAUGGUUUCACGAGUGGGUCCCUGUCUUGUUUGUAUCCCGUGCAAGAGCGUGCAGGUGACCCAAUACGGGUUGUUUUAACAAAAGAGACGUAGCAAUGUGCCAGCAAAUUGCAGGGAAGAAGAUGACUAGCUGAUGUGAAAAUGUGUGUAAACAAUGGAGGUUUCAAAAUAUUCAAAACAUAGGCUUUUGCACUGUUUGUAGUUAGUUUUCAAUUUGUUCUGCUGAGAAACACUGAAUGCAAACCUACCUGCUUUUCAUUUACAAUAAAACUCAACAGCGUGUGUUAAAAGAAAGGAAGAAUGAAUGGUGAAGGUGUCGAUGGCUUAAACUGAGCUCUGCAAGAUAUCAAAUGUCAAGUAUUUCCAAGCCCAGAGUAAGUCCAAAGAGUGAAGAGCAGUCUCAGACAAAUUAUGCUUAGCUUUAAGCUGGUCGAGCUGUUUUUUCAUAGGACAGCCAUGGUUGUAACUGCAUUCUUAUAGUGCAUGUAAUUGCACUUUCUCUGUAUAAUUCUGUCCUUCCAAAUGUUUGACUCCACUGCAGUUACUUGCUCCCUGUACAGGGGCGGGGUUCACAACAUGCUGCAUUUCCCUGGUAUAUUUGUAAAGGGAGAUCUUAUACCUAUUUUUUAUUGCAAAUAAAGAAAAACAUUCAGUCCUGUC